GGCUGCGUUCCUCAUGAGGAGCCAUUCACUCUCUUCUCGGACACCAGACAAGACGGAACAAAUCCUUCUUAAAAGAACUUUUUGAUAUUUACUUUUAAAAUUUUUCUUUCGAUGGAAAUGAGUUUGGUCUCUCUACUCUCUGUAGUUUUCAAGUGUUUGCUGCUAGCAAGUCUGGCAAACAUCUCUUCGGCGGAGGCAGUCAGUCUUCGAGAGUGGCCGGACCAACUGAACUCUAGUUUGACCACAGCCGAAUGGGGUUUCGGCGCCGCUCUGGAAGCAGCGCUGACAAGGCAAGCGUGGCUGUGGUCCUUGCUGGGAACGGUAGUUGUUGGAUUAAGUGGCGUAUUUCCACUUCUAGUAAUUCCUAUUGGUGAUAACGCCGAUCUCAACAAAGGCGAAUCCGCAAAUACACUUCGGCUGCUUUUGAGUUUUGCAGUGGGCGGUCUACUUGGGGAUGUCUUCAUCCACCAGCUACCAGAAGCCUGGACGUCCAAUAACAAUGGCUCUGAAAUUAACAAAAUUACUACGGGCCUGUGGGUUCUGGCUGGUGUGUUGGUCUUCACAGUUCUUGAAAUGGCUUUGCACGAUGAAAACGACGAGAAAACAAAACGUUCGGAUGAAAAUUCUAAUCCCGCUAUUCAUGAUGAAGAAUCGGAAAUUUCAGAAAAUAAGGGCAAGGUCAAAGUUUCUGGUUACCUAAACUUGCUGAACAACAGCAUGGACAAUUUUAUGCACGGUCUGGCUGUCGGAGGCAGCUUUAUGAUCUCUUUUAAAAUGGGAUUGGUCACCACUAUUGCUCUGCUGAUCCAUGAAGUACCUCACGAAAUUGGAGAUUUCGCCAUUCUCCUCAGGUCUGGAUUCAGCAGAUGGGAAGCGGCAAGGGCGCAGAUGAUGACCGCCUCUGUCGGCCUCUUGGGAGCUUUAGUUGCAAAUCUCAGUUCUGCCUCUAAUCUAGAGGAAAAUAAUCUGUGGGUUGUCCCAUUUACUGCUGGAGGAUUUUUGCACAUUGCCCUUGUAAGUCUAUUACCAGAGCUAGUAGCCGAGGAAGACAAGAAAGAAUCAAUUAAGCAAAUUUUCAGUCUUUUUGGUGGAAUUGCUGUUAUUUUUCUGUUGACAAAUGCUUUAUAAACUCAUUUCAAUAAAAACUUAAUUAAAGAUCUUUAGACUUUGCCAA
This is a messenger RNA of Neocloeon triangulifer, 1174 nucleotides long. RefSeq names its product zinc transporter ZIP13 homolog. Gene Ontology annotation, molecular function: zinc ion transmembrane transporter activity. The transcript is spliced from 6 exons. Lineage: Eukaryota; Metazoa; Arthropoda; Insecta; Ephemeroptera; Baetidae. The record is from RefSeq and is a predicted model, not a curated record. Bases 112 to 1128 code for a protein of 338 amino acids. Gene Ontology annotation, biological process: intracellular zinc ion homeostasis; zinc ion transmembrane transport. Gene Ontology annotation, cellular component: membrane.